CCUUUAGUCUCGCGUUUAUCGUCGUCGCGUCAAUGUCGAUAUCGUCACUGUCGUCGUCGUCGUCGUCGUCGUCAUCGUCUUCGUCGUCAUCGUUGUUACGAUUCGCGCGAUUUUACUUAACGUACGACAUACGACGAUGACAAAAAUGCGCGGGUUUUUUAUCAAUCGGGUUGUUUUGUGACGUUCGAUAAGAGUGGAUUAAACAAAAAUUUUCCCAUGAAAAAAAAAAAUAAUCUUUCCUUUAUCUUUCUUAAUAUAUAAUAUAACACAAGCUUCUAUAUAUUUUUAUAAAUCUAUUAUCAUUUAUGCGUCAGUAUUGAAACAUUUAAUAACAAUUGGAUUGUAUUGGAUUUCUAAUAUCGGUGGAAAUAAUGACCAUGCACGAUCUAUUUAAUUAUAUUAAUAUUAAUAAUAAUAAUAAUAAUAAUAAUAAUAAUAAUUAGUGAUUUCAUUGAUAUCAGAGUUGGUCGUAAUCACGUUGUAAAAGAAGAUAGGUGCCCGUGUUAAUUUGUGAAGCGUAUUUUCUGUGUGUAUUUAACUUCGAAUAGUAGGUCAAAGGCUAUCGUGGAUGGAAGAGCGACGAGGAUCGAUCAGAGAUAUCGAUCAUCGAUCUAUUUCGAAGUGCAAACUACGUUACGAUAUCAUCACGAUAUCAAGGCAUUCUUAUUUUCUUUUCGGUUCAAAUACGUGAUCGCUUUUUUAAAGUGAAGAGUAGAAGAAGACUCGGUGGAGGUGCCUCGAGCAGUGUUCCAGGAUCAAAAAGGGUCCAUUCGAGAGGAGAUGCUAUCCUCGUCGAUAAGCGGAACCGGAAAAGUUAUUGCGAUACUCCACUAGAAAUUCGAUUCGUUCGGCGAUGCAAGGGUGGUGAAAGGGUGAGACAAGGAAAAGGAGGGGGGUUGGUGGAAAGGGGUGGGGAACUUCGGGAACGCGAGAGUAGCCGAGGAGAGAUAAAAAUAAAAUAAAAGAAAGAACGAACGAAGAAAGAGAAGAGGGAGGAAAGAAAUAAUACAACGAAGGAAACGAGGAAAAAGGAACAGAAAGGUGAGAGAGUUGGAGAAUGGCAAGGAGAAUAAGAAAUUCUUAGAAUUGUGUGUUUCAAUGUAGAUACGAAAGAAAAAAAAGAUUUACGUGGAUAGAAAAAUUUGUGACCAACGGAAGAUUUAAUCAUUUAUAACGUUCAUUCUCAUUUAUCAUAUAAUAAUUCAGAAAGUUGACACGAAUGUUCGUGAAAAUCUGUGGAAUGAGAUUAGUGUAAUUGAGAAGGGAGAGUCGUGUUAGCUAAAGUUCUGCUUUAAAUUUCUCCCUUGAAGUGGACAUCAGAGAAUGGUUGAAUUGGUAUCUACGAGUUAGUGGUGGAUAGAAUUGAAAUUAAAACGACGUCAUUGUGCGAGGUGAACGAUUCCAUUUCGGUCUAUUCGAAUCCUUGGAAUCUUCCAACCGAAUCGAUUCUAGCGUAUUUCUGUAAGGUGCUUUAGGAAAAUUCGCAGCUGAUGCUAUUUGGAUUAAAGCGAUCGAAUAACAAGUAUCCAAUUGAAGGAGAGAACAAUGAAUCGAUCCUAAUAGUCGAUCGGGCAAAGAGAAAAGGGAUCAAAGAAGCAUUGCAUUUAUUGCGGUGCUUGCCUAUCGAAAGCACGCGAGUGCUGCGAUCGAUUCGGUCAUUGCUUUUCGAUUGGAAAGCAUCCGCGAAUCGGACUCGUAUGGGGGAGAUCGUAAAGACAAAAAGUCAAACGAUAUUCUUUCGUUUUAACAAAUUGCUAUGAUGAAAUUCUGGCUAACUAGAUUCCUGAAAUAACUGUUUGUUGUGGAUACUAUACGAUGUAAAAGGUAAGGUGGGGGUAUGAUUUAGGGAUAUGCAAUCGUGGACAUCGGUUUGGUUGUUAAAUAAUGAACUUUUGUAAUCGUUUAUCGAACUUGUUUAAAAAAACGAACGUUGCCGUCGGCGAUGUAUUAUUGAAUGGGGAAAAAAGUGUUGAAGUAUUUUUCGCGCGACAAACAACAAAGGGCUAACGAAUGAGCUCGACGUCGUCGUUAAGAAAGCAUUGUCUUCGCGAUGAUGAGAUGUCCGAUGAGAAGAGUUCGCGAGAGAAUAUUGACGACGAGGAUCAUGAUAACAGCCAAGACCUUUACAUAAUUUCAUUGAAAUUCGUGGAAGAUAUUAAAUAGAAAGAUGUAUGAAAUUUUCUGUUACUGAUACCGGACCAAUUGGUGAUAUCGGGCCUAAUGAGAUCCAUCGUUUUAGCGAGUCACGCGAAAGAAGGAGCGUGCUUGUCAAAUUCGACGAUCGCGAGUUGGAUCGUUUGGGCGGUCCGGUGAAGUUAUGAGGCGGCGUAACAACGGCUUUACAGCUGGCGGCAAUAAUGUCGCUUUUUGCUGCCAGAACGCGAGAAAAUCUGGAAAUCGUUCUUUCACCGGUGGUAGUUGCAACGAAUCGGAGGGCAACGAACCAUUGGAAUGGUGCAUCUAUGCGGCCGUUACCCUUGUCGCAAUCGGUUGUUAUCUGAACGCUCUUGGUGGGGAUUUUGUGCACGAUGAUAUCCCAGCUGUUGUGAGGAACAAGGAUGUGAUUGCCCAAACACCCAUCGUUAACGUUCUAAAGGACGAUUUUUGGGGUACACCGAUGCAGGAUGUCAAUAGCCACAAGAGUUAUCGUCCACUUACUACUCUUACAUUUCGAUUGAACUAUCUGAUGUCAGGCCUGACGCCGACGUGGUAUCACGCAACGAAUGUUGCGUUGCACGCUGCGGCAUGCGUUUUAGUGACCAGAGUGAGCUUAACUGUGGCGUCACUUCGUCCCGGAUUCGCGGCAUUGACCGGAUUGUUAUUUGCCGCACAUCCUAUUCACACAGAGGCCGUGACUGGCAUCGUCGGUAGAGCGGAUGUUCUCGCCUGCAUCUUUUUCCUACUCUCCUUCCUGGUUUAUCAUGGUCAGCAAACAGCUUACGUGUGGAGCAGUGUGUGUCUCGGUACCCUGUCAAUGUUGGCUAAGGAAACUGGCUUUACUGUUCUACUCCUAAACCUUCUUUAUGACCUUUGUCGUUCCUGGCAUUCAAUCAGGAGAUCUAUUUCUGAAGCCCGAUGGAACGAGGACUCGCGACAUUUUUCUAGACGAGCAGCUGUCUUAUUAGUUUCCCUUGGAAUACUAUUGGUGGUAAGGCUCGCCCUCCUUCACGGUGCUUUACCGAAAUUUUCGCCACAGGAUAAUCCUGCAGCUUUCCAUCCCUUUUUCCACGUUAGAUUACUGACGUUUUGUUAUUUGGCGGCACUUAACUGUUGGCUACUUCUAUGCCCGGUUACGCUCUCUCAUGACUGGCAAAUGGGUUCCGUUCCUCUGGUUACAUCUUUAGCUGAUACUAGGAACCUUGCGACUUGUCUAUUUUUCGGCGGCUGCUUAGUUCUCACGUACAAAGCUUUCACGGAUUUUGAGCAACAAAGGCACCCGCCUCUAAUACUUGGUUGGAUGUUCCUGGUGCUACCGUUCCUACCUGCAUCUAAUCUUUUCUUAACUGUCGGAUUCGUCGUUGCGGAGCGCGUACUGUACAUGCCAAGCGUUGGAUGGACCUUACUAGUUGUCUAUGGUAUUCAAGUGACUUGGACAGCUGUACCACGACGAAGAAGUUUUAUUACAAUUGGUGUGGUCUUGCUUCUCAUUUUGGGAUGCUACAGAACCUUUCUUCGAAAUAACGAUUGGACGUCUCGAGAAACUUUACUUAGAGCUGGUUUGCGGUCUCUGCCUCACAAUGCCAAGAUGCAUUACAAUUUCGCCAACUUCUUAAGAGAUACGUCACAACCGAACCGUGCAAUUCUCCAUUACCAGUUGGCUCUUUGGUUAUGGCCAACUUAUGCGAGCGCUCACAAUAAUCUUGGAACGUUGACGGUAGGCGAUCAAGCAGAGCAACACUUUUUGGCUGCAAUUCACGCCCAGCCUGGUCACGUCAAUGCACACUACAAUUUAGGACAAUUGUACAGGAAGACGAACAGGACGGAGGAGUGCAUCAAGAUGUUGCAGAAGUGCGUGUCACUAGAUCCAGCAUAUAUUCCAGCAUAUUUGGUCCUCGCGAGAUUAGCAAGUGGUCCCGCAACGGGAGUCCUUCUAAGGCACGUCGUUCGUUUGCAACCACGAAGUCCGGAUCAUCUCGCGGAAUAUGCUACAUGGUUAUACCAAAAUGGAAAAUGGCUGCCCUCGUUGAAGUACUAUCUCAAGGGCAUGGAGGUUUCGCCGUCGCAUAGAUCGUCGCUUGUAGGUACAGCAAGGAUUCUCAGGUCAAGAGGUCAAUGGCCGAGAGUGCAUCAACUCAUAACCAGAUGGCACUUGAUGUUACGAGCCAAAAGGGGUGGCUUGAUAUAUCGCGGUGAUCUUUAUAUUCGCGCGUGGCAACUUCAGAGCGAAUCACGUCAAAGAGCUCAUCAACACCAAAGAAAUCUUUGCCUAUCGGAGGAGAAUUGUUCAACGCCCCGGGUCGCGAGCGUGUCGAUGCAAUUGGAACAAGACAGCAACAAGUCCGAACAAUUGGAAAGGGCACCUCGUUGCACCGUACGGACCUGUCGACAAACAAGGAAGGGAAAGGCUCGUGUGACCGCACCAGCACUUUUGGUUCAAAAUCUUCUCGAGACACUUUAGUCGCGGUUUUUAACGUCGAACGAAUGUCUUACGAUUGAACGUGAUGCUUAUACGAGACUAAGAAUAAAAAGAAACGAAAAGAAAUGGGAAAAAAAAAA
Molecule: messenger RNA, 4716 nt
Organism: Polistes canadensis
Lineage: Eukaryota; Metazoa; Arthropoda; Insecta; Hymenoptera; Vespidae
Product: transmembrane and TPR repeat-containing protein 1-like
Exons: 15
Coding region: 2318-4618 (766 amino acids)
Biological process (GO): protein O-linked glycosylation via mannose
Molecular function (GO): mannosyltransferase activity; protein binding
Source: RefSeq, a predicted model, not a curated record